Messenger RNA from Hibiscus syriacus, 1590 nucleotides. Its product is annotated as BTB/POZ domain-containing protein At3g05675-like. The coding region runs from base 72 to 1358 and encodes 428 amino acids. Lineage: Eukaryota; Viridiplantae; Streptophyta; Magnoliopsida; Malvales; Malvaceae. Gene Ontology annotation, molecular function: protein binding. The transcript has 2 exons. The record is from RefSeq and is a predicted model, not a curated record.
GAACCAAAGCCACCGCUUCUCGCCGUGUCAAAUGCUACUGCCAAUUCAAACUCAAACCCAAGGAACCUAAAAUGGAUUCUCCAAGCAGAAUCGGUGACCGGUCAACCAGUGAUGUUGUUGUCAGGCUACGAACACAAGAAGGGCGUGACGAGUGGAUAUAUUGUCACUCCUUUAUCCUUGUAGAGAAGAGCAAAUAUUUUGCGGAUCGCCUUUCUGAUAAUUGGCCAACAUGUCAGAUCCUUGACUCACGCAACUGUGUUGAGGUGUACUGCCAGGAGUUGGACUUUGAUCACCAUGUCAAUGUUCUACGCCUUUUCUAUGUUCUAGAUGGUUCGUUUGAUGAUUUGUGGAAUGGUGUAAAAAAUGCCCUUGGCAUUCUUCAAGUUGGCAUUCAACUUGGUUGCCCACAAAUUGUAACUGCUUGUGUGAACUACUUGGAAGCCGUCCCUUGGGAAGAGUCGGAGGAGGAGGAGAUUUUAAGAAUCGUACCGGGCAUGGGUUCUGAAGCGGAGCCAAUUCUUGCCCGUCUCCAACCAGUUAAUCUAUCGGCCAUACGUGGGAUUUUUAUCUCAACUCUUAGAUUUGCCAUGUCAUCACCACCUUAUCUAAUGAAUGAUCUCAAGUCUUCGGCUCAAGAGCAGCUUGAAUACAUGGUAACUGAAGAUGAUGAUACCCCUCUUUUAAUUGCCGAUGAGGAUAUAAAAUCCGAGGUCAAAGAUUGUGUUGGGAGACUAUUUUCUAGAUUUAGCAAACUGUUAGAAGAGUUUUUAUGUGAGCCCGCAGAAUCAGUUGGUGAAGCCGGAACAAUGAUGUUAUUCAAGUCCUAUUUUGCCGACUUCUCAUGGGUUUGUCAGCUGUUGUCGAAGUUGGAAAUAAUGAGGGUAUUUGUUAAUAGUUGGGUGGAUGCAUCCGAUAAAAUACUGACGGUAAUGCAGUCAAGUCCCAUGGUUGAAAUGAUUGAGAUAAAGGUGAAGGUUGUCGAGGUUGUGGCCAAAGUUUUGGAAUCAAUCGGAUAUGGCACUGUUAUUUUGCCGACCUCUAAACGGCUUUACAUGUUGAAACUCUGGCUUCCCUUUGUGCAGAUUACCAAGCCUCUGAUUGAUUCUGUCAUGACUGGUGAUGAGGAGUCUUUGGCAUUUAAAAUAGAUGGUGAACUUUGGCAAUCAUUGGAGUCAACAUUUGUUUCCAUAAUUCUUGCAUUGCCAUCUGCAAACCAAGCCGAGAUUUUGACCGAGUGGUUAGAAAAUGAACAUAUACGGUAUCCGGAUCUAACCGAGGCGUUUGAGGUGUGGUGUUACAGGUCCAAGGUUGCUAACCGGAGGCUGGCAUUGUUAGGGGGCAGCCAUUGCGCACUUUGAACCUUUCUAUCAUUUUGUUUAGGCUAUGAUUCAGUAACCAUGCUCAUCAACCAUUAGAGUCAAACUUUUUCAUUUUUGUUCCGUAUAUAUCAGGCUACACUCGGAUAUACAGGGAAGUGUUCACUAAAUGGAGAGAUGUCGAAGUUAUCACCCUUGUCCCCCCUCUUUGUAUGGUUUGAAACUGAAAUGUCAGUGUUUGUAAAUCAUGUAAUAGUAGAUCCCAUUCUAUAAU